Molecule: messenger RNA, 1271 nt
Organism: Fopius arisanus
Lineage: Eukaryota; Metazoa; Arthropoda; Insecta; Hymenoptera; Braconidae
Exons: 4
Coding region: 16-1089 (357 amino acids)
Source: RefSeq, a predicted model, not a curated record
GUUGUGGUUGCAGCUAUGGUUAUCAUCGAUUCAGAGAACUCAACGAAAAUGUUCCGCUUCAUUCUACCUCUUGGUUGCCUGAUUGCGGUUGCCCUUGGUGAACCCCAAUGGGGAUAUGGUGCACCCUACGCCGGUCAUCAUGGUGCUGCACCUCUUGGAGCUGAUGGCAGGGUAGUGGACACCCCUGAGGUUCAGGCUGCCAAGGCCUCGCAUUUGGCAGCUCUUGCUGAUGCAUCUGCGAGGGUUGGUGCCCCUCAUGCUCCAGGUGCCUAUGGAGCACCAGCUGGCGCUUGGAAUCCCGGAUGGAAUGGAGCACCAGCUCCCUAUGCCCACGGCGCACAGUAUGCAACACGUUAUCACGGUCCCCCAGCUCCUCUUGGUCCAGAUGGAAGGGUAGUUGACACCCCUGAAGUUGCUGCAGCUAAGGCUCAUCACUUCUCGCUGUACAAUGCUGUCGCACAGCACGCUCCUGCUGGACCAGUUGCUCCUGCUACUUCUCCUGGUCAUUAUGACUCUGGGGCAUACAACCCAGCCUGGGACAGCCCGUCAUACGAUGGCUCGUGGAAUGGUCAUAACUAUACCAGACAAGCAACGGAUGGCUAUAAAAGUGAAUCCUGUGAUAGCAUAGUUGAUAGUUUUCCUGUGUCGAGAACAAUGAAAACAUUGAUUGUGCUUGCAGUAUUGCUGGCUGUUGCCUCGGCAUCACCAACUUUGAUUGCAACUCCGAUAGUGUUAGCAAGACUCAAUCCCCCAGUCCUUGGUGCACCCCUGGGUCCUGAUGGACGAGUAGUGGACACCACCGAGGUGGCGAUUGCCAAAGUGGAGCAUGAAGCUGCCCAGAAUAAUCAACGGGAGCUACUUGCAGCUGCAGGUGCUGGAGCUACUGAUAAUUCAGAUGAAGCUCCAAUUGGUUCAGACGGUAGAGUCAUUGACACAGCUGAAGUCGCCCUUGCCAAGGUUCAACACGCCAACGCCCAACUUGCUGAGAAGGUCCAUCACGUCGCAGCUGUAAAUCCAGGGUCUUCAUUGAUCGCUGUUGCUUCAGCCCAGAGCACUCCCCUCAUCGCAUUGGAUGGAAUUCUGUACUAAAUUUCAUUGGAUUUUCUGUGCACAACUCCUUGCUGAAUCUGCCCCUGAGAGUCUUGAUUUUUCUUUAUCGAUUAUCUAUCACGACCUGUUCUCUUCUAUCUGUCAUGUUUUAUGUCAAAUUGUUUUUAUCUACAAUGUAUUUUUCAAACGCAAAUCAGUCAAAUAAAUUCUGGUUAUUGUCA